This is a messenger RNA of Owenia fusiformis, 1045 nucleotides long. Lineage: Eukaryota; Metazoa; Annelida; Polychaeta; Sabellida; Oweniidae. The record is from the annotation of a GenBank genome assembly.
UGGUCAACUGUUGCCAAUACAGAUACUUCCUUGAGUGUGGAUCAGUUCGUUGAUCAAUUAAGGACAUAUUGAUAUUUUAUAAGGUGGUUAUUAUUUCAAGCAGAACAGGAACAUAAGAUGAGCCUUUAAGAGAAAGGUAAUGAAACCAUUGACCUACUAUAGUAUUUGCGAAUCAUACUUCCUCUGGCUAUGACAAUGAAAGGAGUUUUCAUUUGUUUGAGCGUCCUUGUAACGUUCGCAGUAGCGAGACCUAAUUAUAAUGGGGAACGGCAUAUGACAUUAGGUGAUGAUAUAACUGCAAACAAACGGGUCUUUGUGGUUGGAGAUGUUCAUGGUUGCUUGGACGAAUUGAGAUUAUUACUAGAAAGAGCUGACGUAUUGAACCGUGAUAGGAAUACAAUCAAAUCGGAUGCGAUUGUUGUGUUUGCUGGUGAUAUUACAAAUAGAGGACCAAGGAAUCUUGACACUCUCAAGUUUGUGAGGAAAAGCGGUGCCUAUCAGGUUCGUGGCAACCAUGAAGACAAUCUGAAUAAUAACCCAAAUGGUUAUUCCUGGUUCAGACACGCAUCAGGAAAAGACCGCAGAUACCUACAAUCACUACCUUACACUAUAACCAUCUCCAGAUUCAACACAGUAGUUGUCCACGCUGGACUUCUUCCUGGUAAACCUAUCCAUGAACAGAGCCGAACGGUCAUGACACGCAUGCGCAAUAUUGCAUUUGAUAAUUUCGGGAAUCCUUUGCCCAUCGAAAGACCUGGCAGGGGGCGAGAAUGGGCGAGAUAUUGGAAUGGACCCCAAGAUGUCGUGUUUGGACACGAUGCUGCACGAAACCUCCAAAUAAGAUCAAAAUCGAUUGGUCUCGAUACAAAUUGCUGGAGAGGGGGCCGUUUAACUGGAGUAUUCCUACCCAUAUCUGCGAGGAAUAUUGUUUCUAAAGGGUGUGGAAAUUAUUGCCCACCAGAUGGCUCUAACUGUUAAAUAUACGUAAUGUUAAUCAUUAACACCAUUGUGCACUGUAGUUCUGUUGUGGAUUCAUUGCUUUAAU